CCCUCUGACGAUGUUGAGUCUCCCAUUAUUCAGACCGCCAAGAAGCUUGAUAAGCUCAACGCGCCUGCCUGGCAAGUCGGUAUCCAGUUCUUCCAGGUGGGCCAGGAGUCUAGUGCACGCAAACAUCUCAAGCAGCUUGAUGAUGGGCUUGCUGAAUUGGCCGAGGACGACAAUCUCAGAGACAUUGUGGAUACCGUUCCUUUUAGUGGCGCAGAAGGCGAGCCACUGACUGCAGCGGGUAUUCUCAAGGUGGUCAUGGGUGCAGUUCACCGUAGGUUGGACAGAAACUCCAAAGAUCUGCAUAAGACUUGA
Molecule: messenger RNA, 312 nt
Organism: Bipolaris maydis ATCC 48331
Lineage: Eukaryota; Fungi; Ascomycota; Dothideomycetes; Pleosporales; Pleosporaceae
Source: RefSeq, a predicted model, not a curated record